This is a messenger RNA of Bathycoccus prasinos, 1773 nucleotides long. RefSeq lists its product with no specific name. Gene Ontology annotation, molecular function: ankyrin repeat binding; peptidyl-histidine dioxygenase activity; [protein]-asparagine 3-dioxygenase activity. Gene Ontology annotation, cellular component: nucleus; cytoplasm. Gene Ontology annotation, biological process: peptidyl-aspartic acid hydroxylation; negative regulation of Notch signaling pathway. The record is from RefSeq and is a predicted model, not a curated record. NCBI's taxonomy places the organism in Eukaryota, Viridiplantae, Chlorophyta, Mamiellophyceae, Mamiellales, Bathycoccaceae. Bases 1 to 1773 code for a protein of 590 amino acids. The transcript has a single exon.
AUGACAGCAACAACAACGAAUAAUAAUGGCGAUGAUGAUGAUGAGAAAAGCGAGAACGAUUUAGAGAGUUUGUUGCGGAAUCAAAUUCGUUCCAAAAAACUCAACGAGAAGAGGACGACGUCGAAUAAAUUCGGAAACGGGAUCUUGCAACCGCGCAAAGCGCAAAUCGAGAGAGGAAUUGAUACCAUAGCAGCAGCCAUUGUUCCUCCUCUGCGGAUCAACGACGUUUCUCACGAAGAUUUCGAGCUCGGCGCUGUGGCGACCGAUCCUCCUCUCAGAUUUCCAAAAUCUCUUCUUUCUGAUCUCACAAACAUACCUUUCGCAUGCGAUCUCGAAAAAGAAAAAGAAGAAACAAGAACAAGUUGCGUCAUUUCCCGGUGCGAUUUGAACGCGCGAGAUAUUCGGAGAAAGAACAAAGUUAUGGACGCAAUGUUACGCGGUGAACCAGUGUUGCUGAGAAAUUCUGGAGUCGUUGGAAAGCUCGACGCAAAGUUCAACGCCGAUUCGAAAAUCGGACUUGCUCAGGUGUGGAAUUUCGAUCACCUCGCUAAAAUCCUGGGUGUACCAGAUGAUGGAGGAAACGGCGCGCCCACGCAUACGUGGAAAUGUUUCGUUUGCCCCUCGGAUAAACACAGAUUCAUCGAGCACGAUGAAUCAAAAAAUAUCCUCGGCUCGGAUUAUUACGUCAGAGAACCAGAAACACAGUCGCUCGAUUGUACUUUCCACGAGUUUGUUCAGUGUGCGCGUGCGUGGAAAGAUAAGUCAAUUUAUUUCGAGAGCGUUCUUACGAAAGAUUCAAUCUCGAGAAAGACGAUGUCUUCCUCCAACGUGAUGGAGAAAGGUAUCUUUGAUUCAAAAAUUGGACCAUUAGCCAUAGGAGAUUUAGAAAGUUUAUUCGAUUGGAAAUGGUUCCAGAGUUUACUGAGCUUUCAACGCUUUGGUUCGAUUCUCUCUAUGAAGCUGUCGGCGGGUUGUCGAGACAGUCUUCGUCCUUCCCGUUAUAGUCUCGAAGACUCGUUCAUAGUUCAGAUCCACGGUCGCAGACGAAUUCUCCUGAUAAAUCCAGAUCAAACUUACAAGGGCAUGUAUCCGUACCCGAUUGCCCAUCCGUACGACAAAUUUAGCAUGGUUGAUUUGGACGACGUGAACGACGGACAGUUUCCGAACUUUUCUGGCGUGCGAGGGAUGACUUGCAUACUCGAACCAGGAGACAUCCUUUACAUUCCAUCGGGUUGGUGGAGACACGAGCAUGGGUUGUGUGCUGAGCACGUUGCUUUGGAAAUCUCAGUUGCCGCUGGGCAGAGAGUCAGAAGCGACGAGUCGCUGGAAAUACUCGUGAGCAGAGAUCUGGAACGAAGAGUUGGUGAAGUCGUAGGUGCGGGAAAUAUCAAACAUUGGUUACAAAUUAUAGGAAGCGCGGAAGAAACUGAUUGGAUCGAUCUUGGCACUGUUCGCGGAUAUCAACGAAUAUCUAUGACUCAAAUGGUUCGUGACGAAAUCGAUUUGAACCUCGGCUCUGGAAAAUGGUCCGAAUUUCUGAAGCGCAUGAUCGAUGGUCGCUUAGAUCCGACGCCAUGGCUAAACAUCAAAUUCCGUGAGCCGCUGUAUAUUUCCGAUGCAACGGAGAGAGUCGAAGAUACUCGAAACGAAAUCGAAAAAAAGUUUCCAGAAUUUUACGUUCAAAAGUUGCGGCUUGACGGGUAUAACGCUGAGCAUACGCCAAUGACGGUAUUCAACCCGGAACAUCCGGAAACAAUCGCACCGCGAAAGUAA